Molecule: messenger RNA, 1179 nt
Organism: Microthlaspi erraticum
Lineage: Eukaryota; Viridiplantae; Streptophyta; Magnoliopsida; Brassicales; Brassicaceae
Source: the annotation of a GenBank genome assembly
AUGAGUAAAGCUUCGGUGAUACUAUACAUCACGGUGGGGAUCCUGGUGCUCUUCCUCAUAUCGUAUUCCCCGAAGAAGAAGAGUGACCACGAUCACCACCACGGUGGUCACAACCAGCAUCACCGCCUCAAACUCCGCUCUUCUUUCAAUUUCAAACCCACCCGCCACGAUCCCAUUCCUUUCGACCCUAUCGUCGCCGACAUGGAGCGCCGUCGCGAGGAUAAGGAGUGGGAGCGGCAGCACAUUGAGCAUUCUCACCCGGAGCUGGUCUCCCAUUCCCAUAAAGCAGCAACCGGCGGUGUACACGACGCGGCACCAGGUCACGAGUCGCAGCCUGAGUGGGAGGAUUUCAUGGAUGCCGAGGAUUACUUGAAUGAUCAGGAGAGAUUCAAUAUCACCGAUAGGCUGGUAUCUCUGUUUCCGAAGAUUGAUGUUUCUCCUACCGAUGGGUUUGUGACUGAGAGUGAAUUGACUGAAUGGAAUAUGCAGUCUUCUGCGAAGGAGAUCAUGCACAGGACUCAACGAGACAUGGAUGUUCAUGAUAGGAACAAGGAUGGUUUCAUUUCGUUCGCUGAGUAUGAACCUCCAUCUUGGGUCCGCAAUUCAGAUAAUAAUUCCUUUGGCUAUGACAUGGGUUGGUGGAAGGAAGAGCACUUUAAUGCAUCAGAUGCAAAUGGUGAUGGUCUGCUGAACUUAACUGAGUUCAACGACUUUCUUCAUCCUGCUGAUACCAAGAACCCUAAGUUGCUGCUAUGGUUGUGCAAGGAGGAAGUGAGAGAACGAGAUUCGGAUAAAGAUGGUAAGAUCAGUUUCGAAGAGUUUUUCCACGGCCUCUUUGACACUGUAAGGAACUACGAAGAAGAUAAUCACAAUGCUACGCAUCCUUAUCAUGACUUGCCUGAAGGCCCGGCUAAGCAGCUGUUUUCUCAGCUUGACAAAGAUGGUGACGGGUACUUAUCGGACGUUGAAUUGCUUCCCAUUAUCAGUAAAAUCCAUCCUACAGAGCAUUACUACGCAAAACAACAAGCUGAUUAUAUUAUAUCACAGGCGGAUUCAAACAAAGAUGGGCGUUUGACUUUGGCAGAGAUGAUUGAGCAUCCAUAUGUCUUCUACAGUGCCAUUUUCGAUAACGAAGAUGAUAGUGAUGAUGACUAUAACUUCCACGAUGAAUUUCGUUAG